Messenger RNA from Lonchura striata (white-rumped munia), 2894 nucleotides. RefSeq names its product TBC1 domain family member 16 (gene TBC1D16). Lineage: Eukaryota; Metazoa; Chordata; Aves; Passeriformes; Estrildidae. The record is from RefSeq and is a predicted model, not a curated record. Gene Ontology annotation, molecular function: GTPase activator activity. Gene Ontology annotation, biological process: activation of GTPase activity. Gene Ontology annotation, cellular component: early endosome.
AUGAUGGAAACAUUUCCCUGGCGAUGUCUCUGGGGCGACUCCUCCGUCGAGCCUCUUCGAAAGCGUCCGACCUCCUGACCCUGACUGCCGGCGGCGGCGGCUCCUCCUCCGUGCUCGAUGGGGAGAUCAUCUACUCCAAGAACAAUGUCUGUGUCCACCCCCCUGAGCUGCUGCAGGGCAUCGGGGAGCACCAUCCAGGCUAUCUGUGCUUGUACAUGGAGAAGGACGAGCUGCUGGGAACCACGCUGAUCCUGGCCUGGGUGCCCAACUCCCGCAUCCAGCGGCAGGAUGAGGAAGCCCUGCGCUACGUCACCCCCGAGAGCUCGCCCGUGCGCAAAGCGCCCCGAAAGCGCGGCCACCACACCCAGGCCCUCGGUGUCGGCCGGCCCCUGUCCCCCCCGGAGCAGAGAGGGCCGCUGGGCCUCAGGGGGGACGAGACCCUCUCGGUGUCCCAGCUCGUGAGGGACGGGGGCCCCUCCUCGGAAGGGGAGAAGCUGUCGCAGAGCGGCGCCCGCCGGUCCCCGCAGCCGCCCCGCAGCGACUCGGGGACCCUGUCCACGGUCAGCUCCCAGGAGGAGCACAACAGGUCGGAGGGCACGGAGGAGGGCCUGGACUGCAGGGAGGACGAGGGCUCCUUGGAGCUGUCUGCUGACGAUGUGAGCAGGGACAGCACUUUGGACUCUGAUUCUGAUGCCUUCUCUUCCCCCUUCUGCCUCUCUCCCAUCAGUGAAGCCCUGGGGAAAAGCAGCAGCUCCGUGUUCAUGGACAGUGAAAGCAGGGACACGUGUGACAAUCGCAUGACCUGCUCCACCAGCUCUGCCUCCAGCCUGGACACCAGUGCCCAGUUCCAGGAGAACAAUGGGCAAACGCAGAGCACCAGAUGGGAUGAACAGCAGAAGGUGUUUGCCCUCGAGCAGGUGUGUGGUGUCUUCAGAGUAGACCUGGGACAAAUGAGAUCCCUUCGCCUUUUCUUCAGUGAUGAGGCGUGUACCUGUGGGCAGCUGGUGGUGGCGAGCAGGGAGAGCCAGUACAAGAUCUUCCAUUUUCACCACGGUGGCCUGGAUAAACUGUCGGAGGUGUUUCAGCAAUGGAAGUACUGCACAGAGACCCAUCUCAAGGACCAGCAGCUUGCAGAUGAGAAAACCUGCAUGCAGUUCUCCAUCCGCCGCCCCAAGCUGCCCUCCUCGGAGACCCACCCCGAGGAGAACUCCCACCGGCGCCUGGACGUGUCGGCCUGGCUGCAGCACCUCAACGAGGCCGGCCAGGUGGAGGAGGAGUACAGGCUGAGGAAGGCCAUUUUCUUUGGUGGGAUUGAUAUUUCCAUCCGUGGGGAGGUGUGGCCCUUUUUGCUCCACUACUACAGCUACGAGUCCACCUCUGAAGAGAGAGAGGCACUGAGGCUGCAGAAGAGGAAAGAAUACUUUGAGAUCCAGGAAAAAAGGCUGUCCAUGACUCCAGAUGAGCAGAAGGAUUUCUGGCGCCAGGUGCAGUUCACGGUGGACAAGGAUGUCGUGAGGACCGACCGCAGCAACCAGUUCUUCCGAGGGGAGGACAACCCAAACGUGGAGACCAUGAGGAGGAUCUUGCUGAACUAUGCAGUGUUUAACCCAGCCAUUGGAUACUCCCAGGGCAUGUCUGACCUGGUUGCCCCACUCCUGGCAGAGGUCCUGGAUGAGUCGGAUACUUUCUGGUGCUUUGUUGGGUUGAUGCAAAACACAAUCUUCAUCAGCUCCCCCCGGGAUGAGGACAUGGAGAAGCAGCUGCUGUACCUGCGCGAGCUGCUGCGGCUGAUGCACCCCCGCUUCCACCAGCACCUGUGUGCCCUGGGAGAGGACGGGCUGCAGAUGCUCUUCUGCCACCGCUGGAUCCUGCUCUGCUUCAAGCGCGAGUUCCCGGAGGCCGAGGCGCUGCGCAUGUGGGAAGCGUGCUGGGCUCACUACCAGACAGACUAUUUCCACCUCUUCAUCUGCGUGGCCAUCGUGGUGAUUUAUGGGGACGACGUCAUCGAGCAGCAGCUGGCCACUGACCAGAUGCUGCUGCAUUUCGGCAACCUGGCCAUGCACAUGAACGGGGAGCUCGUACUCAGGAAGGCCAGGAGUCUACUCUAUCAGUUCCACCUGCUGCCCCGCAUCCCCUGCAGCCUGCACGACCUCUGCAAGCUGUGUGGGACAGGCAUGUGGGACAGCGGCUUCAUCCCCGCUGUGGAGUGCUCUGGCCACCACCCCGAGUCCGAGAGCUGCCCGUACGGGGGCCUGGUGGAAGUGUCUUCUCCUAAACCAGGAAGUGAAGGCAAGAAAGGCCUGAAAACACGGGAUGUCUUUGCCUUCCGAAAAUAGCUGCGAGGAACAGGGUGCGACGGCGGAAGGGAAGGGCAGGAAGGAUGUGCAUAGGAAAAAAUGUCAAAGAAAGAAAUGGAGGAAUAGUUUGUCAAGACUCCUGAGAAGACUGGAAGGUGUGGAAUGGAAGAGGAAUUAAAUUGCUCUGUAGGGGAAGUUCCGUUGCAUGGGUGAUGGAACCUGAGAGAAAGGCACUGACCCAGGAACUCUGGUUGGAUUUGAUUUUGUUAGAAACAAGCUUUUCUAGGUUUUAACAGGGACUUUUUAUUCUGCCUCUGGGACUGGACUGGUUAGAAACCAGAACUUUCUUAGUUGCUGGUGAGAAACAAGAACACUCCAGGGAGCCAAGGCUGCCCAGAAGUGUUGGUGGGCAGGUGGCAGGAGCAGGGCUAAGGCCACUGUCCCCUCACCCAGAGCACACCUCUCUGCUUCAACCAAAACAUGCAGCUUUGUGGCUUCUUUUUAAAGCCAUAAAAGCCAUUUUAAUUAUAAUCUGCCAAAAAUAAAACUGCAGACAAUUGGGAUUGCAGGGCAGGUAUCUGCUUUGUCAGCAAGGAA